UAGCCGGGCUCCUUCAACGCGGCUGAGAGGAGAAGGAGGAGGGUGGCGGCAGCGAGGCUCAAGGAGAGGAUCGGAUUAUGGCCAUGGCGGUGGAGCUCGUUGCCGCCUCUGUUUGGCGCGGCAGGACCCGGAACCCCCGACGCUGAGAAGGGGAAGGAGGAGAAGUCGCCACCGCCGUCGCCGAAGUCGGGCACUUCCUUUUCCUAUCAUGGCUGAGCCGCCGGGCGGCAACGGCGCCGUUUCUCCUCCGGUCGGUUUGCCCCGAGAGGUCCGUGAGCAGCUUGCGGAGCUGGAGCUGGAGCUCUCGGAAGGAGAUAUUACCCAGAAGGGAUAUGAGAAGAAAAGGGCAAAAUUGUUGGCUCCAUAUUUUCCACAGACUCAAGGGGUUGAACCAGGUUUGCAGAAAGAAUCCCGCAAUCAGACACCAGCUCCAUCUGCAACUCCAGCACCAUCUUCGUCUAAAUAUCACCGAGGACGCUCUGGAGGAGCCAGAGACGAACGCUACCGCUCCGAUAUCCAUACAGAGGCAGUGCAAGCUGCACUGGCAAAACAUAAGGAACAGAAGAUGGCCCUGCCCAUGCCAACAAAAAGGCGGUCUACAUUUGUACAGUCUCCAGCUGAUGCCUGCACACCUCCAGACACGUCUUCUGCCUCCGAAGAUGAAGGUUCGCUCAGGCGCCAGGCUGCCCUAUCUGCUGCAUUGCAUCAGAGCUUACAGAAUGCUGAGUCAUGGAUCAACCGAUCUAUUCAGGGGUCAUCCACAUCUUCAUCAGCAUCUUCUACACUAUCCCAUGGAGAAGGCAAAGGGACCAGUGGGUCACUAGCUGAUGUAUUUGCCAAUACUCGAAUAGAAAAUUUUUCAGUUCCCCCGGAUGUUACUGCAACUACCUCCACACCUGCCUCUUCUGCACGCCCAUCUGCUAUUGACCUUCCUCCAUCGGGAAUAGUGAAGGGCAUGCACAAAGCAUCCAACCGGUCCAGCCUUAUGGACACAGCUGAUGGUGUCCCUGUAAGUAGCAGAGUCUCCACAAAAAUUCAGCAGCUGCUCAAUACUCUGAAGCGACCUAAACGUCCACCUCUGAAGGAGUUCUUUGUGGAUGAUUUUGAAGAAAUUGUGGAAGUUCCACAGCCAGAUCCAAACCAGCCCAGGCCAGAGGGACGUCAGAUGACACCUGUGAAGGGAGAACCUUUGGGUGUAGUUUGCAACUGGCCUCCUGCCUUAGAGGCAGCUCUGCAACGCUGGGGAACAACGCAGGCCAAAUGCCCUUGUCUGACACCCCUGGAUGUCUCUGGGAAACCUGUCUACACUUUGACGUAUGGCAAGCUGUGGAGCAGAAGCCUUAAAUUGGCAUAUACGCUACUGAAUAAGCUGGGCACCAAAAAUGAGCCUGUACUGAAACCUGGAGACAGGGUAGCCCUUGUUUAUCCCAACAAUGACCCUGUCAUGUUCAUGGUGGCAUUCUAUGGUUGUUUGCUGGCCGAAGUCAUCCCCGUGCCGAUAGAGGUACCUCUAACCCGAAAGGAUGCUGGUGGCCAGCAGAUUGGCUUUCUGCUGGGUAGCUGUGGCAUUGCUUUGGCCCUCACCACUGAAGUUUGCCUGAAGGGGCUGCCCAAAACACAAAAUGGAGAAAUUGUGCAAUUCAAGGGUUGGCCAAGGCUCAAGUGGGUUGUUACAGAUUCCAAGUACCUUUCCAAAACACCAAAGGAUUGGCAGCCCAACAUUUCAAAUGCAGGGACCGAGCCGGCUUAUAUUGAGUAUAAGACCAGCAAGGAGGGGAGUGUGAUGGGUGUUACUGUGUCCCGAAUUGCUCUCUUGUCUCAUUGUCAAGCUCUGUCUCAGGCAUGCAACUACUCUGAAGGUGAAACCAUUGUGAAUGUCCUGGAUUUCAAGAAAGAUGCAGGCUUGUGGCACAGCAUGCUAACAAGUGUAAUGAACAAGCUUCACACCAUCAGCGUGCCCUAUGCAGUGAUGAAAACCUGCCCUCUUUCUUGGGCACAGAGGGUUCACACUCACAAAGCAAAAGUAGCUUUGGUGAAAUGUCGAGAUUUGCACUGGGCCAUGAUGGCUCACCGGGACCAAAGAGAUGUCAGCUUAAGUUCCCUACGGAUGCUGAUUGUAACUGAUGGUGCUAACCCCUGGUCUGUGUCCUCGUGUGAUGCUUUCUUGAGUCUAUUCCAGAACCAUGGGCUUAAACCAGAGGCAAUAUGUCCUUGUGCUACAUCUCCUGAAGCAAUGACUGUGGCAAUUCGGAGACCUGGUGUUCCUGGGGCACCUUUGCCUGGAAGAGCUAUCUUAUCAAUGAACGGCCUGAGCUAUGGUGUCAUUCGUGUAAAUACAGAAGAUAAAAAUUCUGCUCUCACCAUACAGGAUGUUGGUCAUGUUAUGCCAGGUGGAAUGAUGUGUAUCGUGAAGCCGGAUGGCUCCCCUCAGCUUUGCAAGACAGAUGAGAUUGGUGAAAUCUGUGUUAGCUCCAGAACAGGAGGGAUGAUGUACUAUGGUCUGACUGGAGUAACCAAGAACACAUUUGAGGUCCUCCCUGUGAAUUCAGCUGGCUCUCCUGUGGGCGAUGUGCCCUUUGUGCGCUCUGGCUUGCUGGGAUUUGUUGGGCCUGGUAGUCUGGUAUUUGUUGUUGGAAAAAUAGAUGGGAUGCUCAUUGUUAGUGGGCGCAGACAUAAUGCUGAUGACAUUGUGGCCACUGGAUUGGCAGUUGAAUCUCUAAAGACAGUUUACAGAGGAAGGAUUGCUGUGUUCUCUGUGACUGUGUUUUAUGAUGAAAGGAUUGUGGUGGUAGCUGAACAACGGCCUGAUGCUUCUGAAGAAGAUAGUUUUCAGUGGAUGAGUCGUGUGUUGCAGGCAAUUGACAGCAUUCACCAAGUUGGAGUAUAUUGCCUCGCUCUUGUUCCAGCAAAUACUUUGCCAAAAACUCCUCUGGGAGGGAUUCAUAUAUCUCAAACCAAGCAGCAUUUCCUAGAAGGGUCAUUGCAUCCAUGUAACAUUCUCAUGUGCCCACACACAUGUGUAACCAAUCUGCCAAAACCCAGGCAAAAACAACCAGGUGUUGGUCCUGCCUCUGUGAUGGUGGGAAACCUGGUUGCAGGGAAGCGUAUUGCACAGGCCUCUGGGAGGGAUCUGGGACAGAUAGAAGAGAAUGACCUGGUGAGAAAGCAUCAGUUUCUGUCUGAAGUGCUUCAGUGGAGAGCACAGGCAACUCCUGAGCACAUGCUUUUCCUCCUGCUCAAUGCCAAGGGGGCCCCUGUUUGUACAGCAACUUGUCUGCAGCUGCACAAGCGAGCAGAGCGAAUUGCAUCGAUUCUGUAUGAAAAGGGACACCUCAAUGCUGGCGAUAACGUGGUGCUGCUCUAUCCUCCUGGUAUUGAACUCAUUGCAGCAUUUUAUGGCUGCCUGUACGCGGGGUGUAUCCCAGUGACUGUCCGGCCUCCACAUGCUCAGAACCUCACUGCCACUUUGCCCACUGUGCGGAUGAUAGUAGAUGUGAGCAAAGCUGCCUGUAUUCUCACAAGUCAAAUUCUGAUGAGGCUACUGAGGUCCAGAGAGGCGGCGACUGCUGUUGAUGUAAAAACCUGGCCAACCAUCAUUGAUACAGAUGACUUGCCCAGGAAGCGGCUACCUCAGGUCUACAAACCACCAACUCCAGAAAUGUUGGCAUACCUGGAUUUUAGUGUCUCCACAACGGGGAUGCUUACAGGAGUAAAGAUGUCCCAUGCAUCAGUCAGUGCCCUCUGUAGAGCCAUAAAGCUCCAGUGUGAGCUAUACUCCUCACGGCAAAUUGCCAUUUCUCUUGAUCCCUAUUGUGGACUCGGCUUUGCACUUUGGUGUCUUUGCAGCGUGUAUUCUGGUCAUCAAUCCAUUUUAAUUCCUCCUAUGGAGCUAGAAUCCAAUCUUUUCCUGUGGCUCUCCACUGUAAGCCAGUAUAAAAUACGGGAUACUUUCUGUUCCUAUUCUGUCAUGGAUAUGUGUACCAAAGGGCUUGGGAAUCAGGUGGAAGUAUUAAAGGCAAGAGGCAUCAACUUAUCCGGGGUCCGGACUUGCGUAGUGGUGGCAGAGGAACGCCCACGCGUUGCCCUUACCCAGUCUUUCUCCAAGCUCUUCAAGGACAUUGGUCUGUCGCCCCGUGCAGUCAGCACCACCUUUGGGUCAAGAGUCAAUGUAGCUAUCUGUUUACAGGGAACCUCAGGGCCUGAUCCAACCACAGUUUAUGUGGACCUGAAAUCAUUACGACAUGACAGAGUACGGCUAGUUGAAAGAGGUGCUCCGCAGAGCCUCUUGCUCUCCGAGUCAGGCAAGAUAUUGCCUGGAGUUAAAGUGAUAAUCGUUAAUCCUGAGACCAAAGGACCUGUUGGUGAUUCUCACCUUGGAGAGAUCUGGGUGAAUAGUCCUCACACUGCUAGUGGAUACUAUACCAUCUAUGAUAAUGAAACCCUCCAAGCAGAUCAUUUUAACACCCGCCUGAGCUUUGGUGAUGCUGCUCAAACUCUUUGGGCACGAACAGGAUACCUUGGCUUUGUACGACGGACUGAACUCACAGCUGCCAGUGGAGAACGCCAUGAUGCAUUGUAUGUCGUUGGGGCACUGGACGAAACUCUGGAAUUACGUGGAUUGCGUUAUCAUCCAAUUGAUAUAGAAACUUCAAUUUCUCGGAUGCACAGGAGCAUUGCAGAAUGUGCUGUAUUCACAUGGACCAAUUUACUUGUAGUAGUUGUGGAGUUGUGUGGGUGUGAGCAGGAGGCUCUUGAUUUAGUCCCUCUAGUUACCAAUGUGGUUCUGGAAGAACAUUAUCUGAUUGUAGGAGUUGUGGUGGUGGUUGAUCCUGGGGUGAUACCAAUAAAUUCCAGAGGAGAGAAGCAGCGGAUGCAUCUCCGUGAUAGUUUCUUGGCUGACCAACUGGAUCCCAUAUACGUAGCAUACAACAUGUAAUUUUGCAAAUGUGGGUCUGAGAAUACUCUAC
Candoia aspera is the source of this 4967-nucleotide messenger RNA. RefSeq names its product disco interacting protein 2 homolog B (gene DIP2B). The record is from RefSeq and is a predicted model, not a curated record. Lineage: Eukaryota; Metazoa; Chordata; Lepidosauria; Squamata; Candoiidae. The coding region runs from base 209 to 4936 and encodes 1575 amino acids. The transcript has 38 exons.